AUGCAUCCCGGCGGCAAUAAGAUGUAUCGUGAUCUCCGUGAUCUGUACUGGUGGACAGGUUUGAAGCACGAGAAGUUAGCAAAUCUCUACAUCUCUGAGAUUGUAAGAUUGCAUGGGGUUUCUCUUUCAAGAUGUGUGAUUGAUUUUCGAGGUAGUUGGAAAGACUAUUUUUCGCUUGCUGAGUUUGCCAACAAUAACAAUUUCCAGUCUAGUAUCCAGAUGGCACCUUAUGAGGCUUUGUAUGGUCGUAAGUGUCGAACCCCGUUAUGUUGGAUUGAGUUAGGUGAACGUCGAGUAUUGGGUCCUGAGUUGGUUUUUGAAAUCGAGGAUAAGGUCAGACUGAUUCGGGAUCGUCUGAAAGUGGCUUCUGAUAGACAAAAGCUUUAUGCGAAUCUGAAGACGUGUGAUAUUGAGUACUCUAUGGGGGACUUCUUCUUGCUUAAGGUUUCACCAUGGAAGAAGGCAGUAGCGAGUCGAGAAGAUCGUGAUUCUACUCUUACAGGAUCAUAG
Molecule: messenger RNA, 510 nt
Organism: Gossypium arboreum
Lineage: Eukaryota; Viridiplantae; Streptophyta; Magnoliopsida; Malvales; Malvaceae
Exons: 4
Coding region: 1-510 (169 amino acids)
Molecular function (GO): nucleic acid binding
Source: RefSeq, a predicted model, not a curated record